UCCGGGUCACUCGCGCGGCCUCGAUCCGGGACACGCGCGGCGGCGGCGGCUCUCGAGGGACUCUGAAUAUGUCUGGCAUAGCUCUUAGCAGACUUGCACAGGAGAGAAAAGCCUGGAGAAAAGAUCAUCCAUUUGGAUUUGUAGCAGUACCUACAAAAAAUCCAGAUGGCACGAUGAAUCUAAUGAACUGGGAGUGUGCUAUUCCAGGAAAGAAAGGGACACCAUGGGAAGGAGGCUUAUUUAAACUACGGAUGCUUUUCAAGGAUGACUACCCUUCUUCACCCCCAAAAUGUAAAUUUGAACCACCGUUAUUCCACCCAAACGUGUAUCCUUCAGGCACCGUGUGUCUCUCCAUCUUAGAGGAGGAUAAGGACUGGCGGCCAGCAAUCACAAUUAAACAGAUCUUGUUAGGCAUACAAGAACUUCUAAAUGAACCAAAUAUUCAAGACCCAGCUCAAGCAGAGGCUUACACAAUUUACUGCCAAAACAGAGUGGAAUAUGAAAAGAGGGUUCGAGCACAAGCCAAGAAGUUUGCACCAUCAUAAGCAUUUGUCACGCAGCAUCUUAAAAAGGAAGGGAUUGGUUUGGCAAGAACUUGUUUACAAAACUUUUGCAAAAUGUAAUGUUGCUAUGUACAAUUAAUAUCCACAUAAGGGGAGGGGGUUGUAUGUGUGCCAUUUUCCAUAUUCGCCAGUUGUAUACAGUUCUAAAUUUGCUGAAUUGCCCCCAGUUUUUUCAUACAGGGUCUCUUCCUUCAGUCUUUUGUAUUUUUGAUUGUUAUGUAAAACUUGCUUUUAUUUUAAUAUUGAUGUCAGUAUUUCAACUGCUGUAAAAUUAUAAACUUUUAUACUUCUAUAAAUUCACUAGUAUCUCUAGUUACUUUGCUAUCUGAUGCAGGCAUGCUUUAAAAUGUUAGAACUAUAUUUAGCCUCUAGCUGGCUGUAUGAAAAAAAAUCAUGCCCUCCACCCCCUUCCCUCCCUGAAUUUGUUUUUUCUAUCUUUCAGAAACUAGGUUGUUAUUGCUUAAAGCCUCUGAGAUCCAAAGUUAGCCAGCAUCCUUAUUCUGCAUCACUAUCUUUGUGUUUAUAUGGCAUUCUGUCUGUGUUGCUGUUUAGAGUAAAUAAACUGUUUAUAUAAA
This is a messenger RNA of Melospiza melodia melodia, 1138 nucleotides long. It is a transcript of the gene UBE2I, whose product is annotated as ubiquitin conjugating enzyme E2 I. The coding region runs from base 69 to 545 and encodes 158 amino acids. NCBI's taxonomy places the organism in Eukaryota, Metazoa, Chordata, Aves, Passeriformes, Passerellidae. Gene Ontology annotation, biological process: protein sumoylation. The record is from RefSeq and is a predicted model, not a curated record. Gene Ontology annotation, cellular component: nucleus. The transcript has 7 exons. Gene Ontology annotation, molecular function: SUMO conjugating enzyme activity.